AUGAGUAACCAAGCCCAACGAAACCCAAUCAACAAGUCCGUGUUGAUCAUGCUGCUCCUGCUGCCAGCAACAACUGCGUCUUUCUGGCCGUUCAACAAAAAACACGGGGGCAAAACGAUAGGCACACAAGCCGUCGAAUCAUUGAAGCGGGGUGGAGAUCAGAUUACAGAUUCUCUUUCAUACGCCGCAACGUUCGUUGGUGAUGCUGCUUCCGGAGCGCAGCAAGCUGCCAAGGAGCGAGGCUCCGAAUUGGCAGAUAGCGUAGCUGGUGCAACAAAACGCGCAGCCGAGAAAACUCUCCAAGCCGGUGCCAAAACCCAGGAGAAGGCCAUGAAGACCACCACUGAAGCAAGCAUGGCCGCUGCAUCCUUUGUGGGUGACAAGGCAGGUCAAGCUCAAGAUGUUGCGAAGGAGUCACUUCACAAUGCCGCCGCCAAGGCCUCCAAGGCUGGAGACGCUGUAUCAGGCAAGGCGGGGGAGGCGAUGAACGGGAUCAAAGAUAUGGCCAUGAGUACAGGUGACAAGGCGUCAUCGGAAUGA
Seminavis robusta is the source of this 540-nucleotide messenger RNA. The record is from the annotation of a GenBank genome assembly. Lineage: Eukaryota; Bacillariophyta; Bacillariophyceae; Naviculales; Naviculaceae.